AUGGCAACCCACAUCCCCCCCACCCUCUCCCCCGACGCAAUCGACACCCUAACCGAACUGACCCUCAUCCUCACCAAAUUCCGCGCCGCCCAAGCCUCCGCCCGCUCCGCUGACGCCGCCGCCGCCACCGGCGCCACGGGCGCCAUCGGUCCCUCCUUAUCCUCCUCCACCUCCAUCAACCCCUCCCACGGCGGACCCAACUCUUCCAACAACGCUCCCAUCAGCACCCCCGCCCCCGGCGCAGUAACAGGCACCACCCCCCUCCCCAUCCCUAGAUCGUUCAGUGCCAAGGACCUCCCCCAAGCAACGGAUAACCUCAAGCAUAAACUCCAACGGGCGCGACAAGCGGUUUUGACGCUCCCGGAUAUUGGGAGGACGAUUACGCAGCAGGAGAAGGAGAUCGCGGAGCUGGAGGAGAGGAAGAGGAAGCAGGUUGCCAUGUUGGCAAAGAUACGCGACGAGGGACUGCAGUUUGCCAGGCUGGAGCAGAGUAGACGGGAUGAGGAAGGGGAGAGGAUGAUGGUUGAGUAG
Messenger RNA from Neurospora crassa OR74A, 531 nucleotides. RefSeq lists its product as hypothetical. Gene Ontology annotation, molecular function: transcription coregulator activity. The record is from RefSeq and is a predicted model, not a curated record. Gene Ontology annotation, biological process: regulation of transcription by RNA polymerase II. Gene Ontology annotation, cellular component: mediator complex. The coding region runs from base 1 to 531 and encodes 176 amino acids. The transcript is spliced from 2 exons. Lineage: Eukaryota; Fungi; Ascomycota; Sordariomycetes; Sordariales; Sordariaceae.